AUGGUACUUAUUUUGGGGAUGGAAGGCAGCGCGAAUAAGCUGGGAAUCGGCGUUAUACGUGAUGGCGAUGUUCUCUCAAACCCUCGCGUCACCUACGUGACCCCGCCCGGCCACGGAUUUAGGCCAACAGAGACAGCGAUCCAUCACCGCGCGCACAUCGUCAAGCUUGUUCGAAAGGCUCUCGACGAGGCAGGCGUGAAGCCUGAAGACCUGGACGCGAUCGCGUACACAAAGGGACCAGGUAUGGGCGGCCCACUGCGAGUUGUCUCCAUAGUGGCUCGUGUUCUUGCACAGCUCUGGAACAAACCACUGAUUGGUGUGAACCACUGUGUUGCACACAUCGAAAUGGGUCGUCUUGUCACUGGAGCAAAGUCCCCCAUCGUGCUCUACGUUAGUGGCGGUAACUCACAAGUAAUCGCCUACUCUGGUGGACGUUACCGCAUAUUCGGGGAAACUCUAGACAUUGCCUUGGGCAACUGUCUUGACCGAUUUGCCCGCGUGAUCAACCUCUCAAACGAUCCAAGUCCGGGUUACAACAUCGAGCAGAUGGCAAAAAGCGGGACCAAGUUCUUUGAAUUGCCCUACUGUGUUAAGGGCAUGGACGUUUCCUUCGCGGGAAUUCUGUCUUACCUGAAGGAGCGAGCGCCGAAGCUCCUUAAAUCCGGUGAAUACACACAGGCUGAUUUCUGUUUCGCCCUUCAGGAGACGGUCUUCGCUAUGGUCGUUGAAAUCACUGAACGCGCGAUGGCCCACUGUGACUCGAAGGAGGUGUUGAUCGUGGGUGGUGUUGGCUGCAACGUAAGGUUGCAAGAAAUGAUGAACUGCAUGGCAAAGGAACGUGGAGCCACCCUCUGUGCCACAGACGAUCGAUAUUGCGUCGAUAACGGGGCGAUGAUUGCCCAAGCGGGCUACGAGAUGCUGCGUGUUGGAAUGACGACCCCACUGGCCCAGAGCACAGUAACUCAGCGAUUCCGUACUGAUGAGGUUGAAGCAAAGUGGCGUGAAUGA
Molecule: messenger RNA, 1008 nt
Organism: Mesocestoides corti
Lineage: Eukaryota; Metazoa; Platyhelminthes; Cestoda; Cyclophyllidea; Mesocestoididae
Source: the annotation of a GenBank genome assembly